Messenger RNA from Plasmodium malariae, 1854 nucleotides. RefSeq names its product phenylalanine--tRNA ligase beta subunit, putative. Gene Ontology annotation, biological process: phenylalanyl-tRNA aminoacylation. Gene Ontology annotation, molecular function: ATP binding; magnesium ion binding; phenylalanine-tRNA ligase activity. Lineage: Eukaryota; Apicomplexa; Aconoidasida; Haemosporida; Plasmodiidae. Bases 1 to 1854 code for a protein of 617 amino acids. The record is from RefSeq and is a predicted model, not a curated record. Gene Ontology annotation, cellular component: phenylalanine-tRNA ligase complex; cytoplasm. The transcript has 3 exons.
AUGCCCACAAUAUCAGUGUUCGAGGAGGAUCUGAUAGAAAAAUUAGAAGAGAGAUUAAGCGAUGAGAAGUUACAGGAUAUAUGCUUUGAUUUUGGCUUAGAAGUUGAUGAUAUAGAAUAUAAAAACAAGAAAAAGAUAUACAAGAUAGAAGUGCCUGCAAAUAGGUAUGAUUUAGUAUGUGUAGAAGGAUUAUGUAGAGCAUUAAAAAGUUUUAUAGGCAAGUUUGAUAACAUUAAAUAUGAUAUAUUAAUGAAUAGUCAUGAAUGUUGUAUAAAGGAAAAACAUUAUAUAAAUGUUAAAGAAUCAGUUGAUGAAAGAAGGAGUUAUGUUGUUUCGUGUGUAUUGAAAAAUAUAAAAAUGACUGAACAUGUUUAUAAUAAUAUUAUAGAAUUACAAGAAAAAUUACAUCAUAAUAUUGGGAAAAAAAGAACAGUAUUAGCAAUAGGGAUUCAUGAUUAUGAUAAAAUAAAAUUUCCUGUAGAAUAUAAAUUUGAGGAGAAGUCGAAAAUAAAUUUUAUACCAUUGAAUGAAACGAAAAAUUUGAAUGGAAAUAAUUUGAUGGAGUUUUAUGAACAUAAUACUAAUUUAAAACCGUACUUAAAAAUUAUAAAAAAUUUUGAAAAGUAUCCCCUUAUAGUUGAUGCAAAUAAUCAGAUAUUGUCUUUACCUCCUAUUAUUAAUUGUGAAUAUACAAAAAUAACACUUAAUACAAAAAAUUUAUUUGUUGAAUGUACAGCUACUGAUAAACAUAAAGCAGAAAUAGCCUUAAAUAUUAUCUGUUCCAUGUUAUCAGAAUAUUGUACUCCAAAAUAUUCUAUUUAUUCCUUUUUAGUUUUAUAUGAUCAAAAUCAUAAAAUAGAAAAGGGAAAUAGUUAUUUAUAUCCAGAAUUUAAAAAUAAAGUGGUAACAUGUGAAAUUGAUUAUGUUAGGAAAUUAUCAGGGAUACCAAACAUAACUGUAGAAGAUGUAGAAAAAGUUUUAAAAAAAAUGAUGAUACCUAUAAAGAUCAUUGACAAUUGUACCUUUACUGCUCAUGUUCCUUUCUACAGAUCAGACAUAAUGCAUUCGUGUGAUAUUGUUGAAGAUAUAGCAAUAGGAUAUGGUUAUGGUAAUAUUAAAUCCUGCGAAGUAGAGUUUUCAAAAAAACAUUUAUUAAAUACUUGUUCAGAUUUAUUUCGAAAUGCAUUGAUAGAAUGUGCUUAUACAGAAGUUAUGACCAAUGCAUUGUUAUCCAAAAGAGAGAAUUAUAAUUGUAUGUUAAGAAAAUACAAGGAUUAUAAGGAUGUACAAAUAAAUCUUGAGGAAUAUAAUCCGUUAGCUCCUCCAGUUCAAAUAAUGAAUUCAAAAACGUCUGAGUAUGAAAUAAUUCGAACCUCUUUAAUUGUUAAUUUGUUAAAAUUUGUAGCAUCAAAUAAACAUAGAGAAUUACCAUUACGUUUUUUUGAAAUUGGUGAUGUUUCUUAUACUACAUAUAACAAAACGGAUACAAAUGCAGUCAAUAAAAGGCACUUAUCAGUUAUCUUUGCUGACAAGUUUUGUUCAGGAUUAGAAGAAAUACAUGGUGUUCUAGAAACAGUUCUAAAGGAAUUCCAACUUUUUAAUGAUUAUAAAAUUGAUGAAAAAAAAAAGGAAAAUAUUUCCUUAAGAUCUGAUGUUUUUUAUAAGUUGCUACCAAAAGAGGAUUCUUCUUUCCUAAGCGAACGAGUUGUCGACAUUGUUUUGUUCCCGCACAAUUUAAAGUUUGGAGUAUUAGGCAUUAUUCAUCCGGAGGUAUUAGGAAAUUUUUCCAUCGAUAUUCCAGUGUCAGCUGUGGAGAUAAACAUAGAGACGCUUCUUAACGUAUUGAUGAUGUGA